Molecule: messenger RNA, 4941 nt
Organism: Phycodurus eques (leafy seadragon)
Lineage: Eukaryota; Metazoa; Chordata; Actinopteri; Syngnathiformes; Syngnathidae
Gene: dgke
Product: diacylglycerol kinase, epsilon
Exons: 11
Coding region: 207-1931 (574 amino acids)
Molecular function (GO): ATP-dependent diacylglycerol kinase activity
Source: RefSeq, a predicted model, not a curated record
UGUACUUCCGCGAAUUGUGGCAGUGGAAAUGUUUGCGCGGAAGGGCUCCACUGUUGCACUUCCACGCAGCUCUGCAUCAACAUGAGUGUCACCGGGAAGACGUGCGUUGUCUGUACUCGGCCUGGUUGUUGUUUACCGAACACCCGCUUUUCUCCAAUGUGUCCCUCUCCUGCUCCUCGGCGCCAUUGACUUCCAGCCCGGCCGCCAUGUCCGCGGAGGAGGACGGGGUGCGGGAGGAGUGGUCGCUGCUCUUCUGGACCGCCGCGGCCGUGGUCGUCCCGGUCCUCAUCACGCUGUGGUGCAGCGUCCAACGCUCCAAGCGGAAAACGCACAUGAAGCAGUUCUUCCGUCAGAGCAGACAUGGCUGGCACUACACGGACUUGUUCAGUAAGCCCACCUACUGCUGCGUGUGUUCCCAGCACAUCAUGCACGGGGCCUUCUGCGAUAGCUGCGGCGUGUGCGCUGACGAGCAGUGCCUGCGCCGGGCGGACCGGGAGCUGUCGUGCAAGGAGAUUAUGGCCCCUUCCCGUGCGGACGGGGCAGUGGCCCACCGGUGGGUCAGGGGCAACGUGCCCCUGGCCAGCUACUGUAUAGUGUGCAAGCAGCAGUGUGGAACGCAGCCGAAGCUUUGUGAUCUCAGAUGUGUGUGGUGUCAGACAACAGUGCAUGAUGAGUGCAUGGACAGCCUGGUAGAUGCAACCCAGUGUGACCUGGGCGAGUUCCACAACCUCAUCAUUCCUCCUCACUAUCUGUACCAAGUCAACAAGCUCCGCCGUAGACACCCUGACGAGUAUACAAAGCUCGCGAUGGACUGUGGGUGUGGCUGGACUCCUGUGUUGGUCUUGGCGAACACCCGGAGUGGAAAUAACAUGGGGGAGGCUUUGCUGGGAGAGUUUCGCACCAUCCUCAACCCUGUGCAGGUUUUUGACCUGUCACAGCUUGCACCUUCCAAGGCCCUUCAACUGUGCACCCUUUUGCCCCCUGGUUGUGUCAGGGUGCUGGUGUGUGGAGGUGAUGGCACAGUGGGAUGGGUGCUUGAUGCCGUUGACGGUAUGAAGCUCAAGGGUCAAGACCAGUUCAUCCCAAGGGUGACCAUCCUCCCUCUCGGAACAGGAAAUGACCUUUCCCACACUCUGGGCUGGGGUGCGGGCUAUGCUGGGGAGAUCCCUGUAGAACAGGUUCUUCGCAACAUCCUAGAUGCGGGCGUGGUCAAAAUGGACAGAUGGAAAGUGCAGGUGUCUUCCAAAGGCCUCUCUAUUCGAAAACCAAAGGUUCUGUCCAUGAACAACUACUUCUCUGUGGGUCCUGACGCUCUGAUGGCGCUCAACUUCCACACACAUCGUGAGAAAACACCCUCUUUCUUCACCAGUCGAAUCAUCAACAAGGCUGUGUAUUUCUUAUACGGCACCAGGGACUGUUUAGUGCAGGAAUGUAAAGAUCUGGAUAAAAGGAUUGAGCUAGAGCUCGAUGGUGAGAGGGUUACGUUGCCGAGCCUGGAGGGCAUCAUUGUUUGUAACAUUGGCUACUGGGGGGGCGGCUGCAGACUCUGGGAGGGAAUGGGGGACGAACCCUGUGCCCCCACACGGUUGGACGACGGUCUGCUGGAGGUGAUGGGUGUGUUUGGUUCCUUCCACUGUGCUCAGAUCCAGGUCAAGCUGGCUAACCCAGUACGACUGGGACAGGCCCACACAGUCAGGCUGGUCCUUAAAAGCUCCACGAUGCCGAUGCAAGUGGACGGCGAGCCGUGGGCGCAGGGCCCGUGCACCGUCACCAUCACCCAUAAGACCCAGGCUCUCAUGCUCUACCACAGCUCGGAGCAAACGGACGACGACGACGACGACGACGACAAUGAAUCCAGCGCCUCCGAGACCGAGAGCCCCACCCCUCAGGACUCACCCAGGCCCCCGGGGGCGGCGUCCGCACGAGCUUGACUCAACACAUUUUUCAGCACAUUAUACAGUACAAUACUCUGUAAUCAUAUCUGUGUAUCAUAUGUUCUUUCCAUUUUCAAUUGCCAAUUGAAAAACAACAAAUGACUAAUUAUUGGAAAAAAAACCAAGUUUUUAAUGUAACACAAAAAGUACUUUUUUUUAAUAGUUACAUUUUCGGCUCACAUCAAAAAUAAAAAAAUGAAUGAAAAACAGGCCACAAUAUUACAAUUAUUUGGGUUUAUGAUGCCCGGAGGUUUGGUAAUGAGCAUCAGUAAAGAUACAUUAGCUUGUUCGCUGCCACAAUAACCACGAUCCAUCAGCCAUAUUAUAACAUGGACAAUUAUGUAUUGUUUAGAGCAGGGCUGUCCGGGCCGCAUACAGAAUAAUUGAAGGAUGCAAGGGCCACUUUAAAAUUCUUUGACUUGAAUGUAAGAAACACUCUAAAAUCACUCAAGAAAUGUUACCUUGUUUAUGUAGUAGUUCUUUUGAAAAACUGGAUGGAUGGAUGCUACAUCAAGGCUUUUUGUUAAAGGUGAUAAGGCAAAUAGUUUAGGAUGUCUCAGGAUUUAGGGGUCGUCCCACGGCCCUGCAUUCCACUAGAGUAGAUCCACCCCUCCGCUGAGCAGCGGCUGAAUCUCAUCUGAAUCUGAAGUACGCUGUUCACAAAUUGAACGCUGACACUGAGCAGAAAGUGGGAACCAGUUUUUCUUCUAAAACUGAAUUAUCUUUGUUCUCCGUGUUACUAAAAUUCUGUUACUAUUUAAUUCUAAAUUUGUCUUUGCAUAUCGAGAAAAGCUUUCAUUAGCCGUAGUCGUGAUAGUCCCCAUCACUCACAUCCCCCAACAACCAAACUUCUAGCAAUGCAAAUCCCCCACCCUUUUUUAAAAAUAUAUUUUUUUUUUAAAAAUUGCAUUUAAUGCAGUUUGUCAAUUCAUACUCUUCUCAACAUGGGUCCACAUGGGUCACCAAAUGUAGACUUGGGGCAAAUCACUUGCAACGCAAUUGUUUUCAUUCUUCUUUUAAUCCUUGUGUAAUGAUAUAUGCGAAGAGCUCUGUGUCUGUCUAAAACUUGCUGCUUUUUAAUUCUGUAUAUAUAUAUAUAUAUAUAUAUAUUUUUUUUAAAUCUAUAAUUGAAUUUAAAACAGUGGAUUGUUUUGUAAGUCACUUUUUGUUUUUUGAUUUUGGGUUACUGUUUGAAAAUGGAAAGAACAAAUAACAGAUUUCAAAAAGCUGCAUGUUUGAUAUUUUAAUUUUGUGUAUUAUGGUAUUUCAUCCCUUCUGACAGCAAAGUCAGUUAGAGGUAAAUGUGAAAGAGAUUGCUGUCAUGAUUGCACUUUCUAAUAUUGCUGACGAAACUGUUGAUUUAUGUUCUGUUUUUACAGACACGUAGAGUUGUAGAGCUCGUAAAGCGUUGGGCCUUAUCCCCUCCAAGCUGCAGGAGACUAAAGUUCUGCCAUGUGGAUGUCAUGCUGCACAUGGCUGCACUGUUUUCAUACUCCACAAAGAGAACAAUCAUUUUCAGGACAGUACUAAAAUCACAAAUCAAGCAAAUUAGACUAAUUGAAUGCAGAUAAUUAUGUAAUUCAUCGGUUUUUCUACUGCAUUUUUACAAAGAAAAUACAUUAUUUAUAUUACAGAUAAGGUUAUUGUUUUUUUUAUUUUGUAGUGCUGCAAAACAAUCACUGGAUGCUGUAUCAAACAGGUCAUAGAUUGAUUUUUGUUUAACUCUGCCAUUAGCUUGACCGGAAACUACCUUGCAGAUGUUAUAAAACGUUGUGCAAAAUGCUUUGCAUUUAUGAACCAUUUGUCCUUGUUCUCACUUUGGUUUUGACUAUUCACAAUUUUGAUGUCCCGGGUGGCUUGUGUUGCACAUUAAUCACUGCUGAUAAGAUUGUCAGAUGACACUGGGCUUUCAGUUAAUACAUUGCUAUAGCGCCUUUCAUUAAGGGCACAUGGUUAAGUUUUAUGGAUAGUCUCUUUCCUAAGUCCUGCAUGAAUGUAUGCAGGCAAGCAUUGAUUGAUAUGGGUACAUUUUAUGUUGUGGUGUUACUUUUUCCUUUCGCUACAGCCAUAUUCGAAACGGUAGGCCUAAUAGUCAAUCGAUGGCUGUUUCUUGAAUGUGCACAUCCUUGAUUGCUAAUUUUAUUUUACCCAUUUCUUAUCACUUUAUGCCACCUAGUUUGACUUUUGUAGCCAUCCUUGUUUACCAGUGUUUUAUUUUGUUUGUGUGUGUGUGUUGUAUCGCACUAAAUUGACUUCUUUCGUGUAGGAGGCAGGAUUUUAGCCAUGUUAGCAUCAGGGCUUUUUUUUUUUUCCCAUGAAUGCCUCGCAACAAUAAAGAAGCCAAUGGAAAUGUGGACGUCAAGGUUGUAACACAAUGGCAAAUGAAAGGAAACAUGACUCAAUGAUAAGUCUUUCAGUGAUCAAACAAAAUGCAUGCAUCACUGACUCAACAUGGUUCCCAGCAUGGCGAAACCUUUUUGCGGCGAUCUAAAAUGUAGUAGGAAUGUGGUUGUACUGAUUAUUCAGAAUCUCCUUAGUUAUUACGUUGUAUGCUAUACAAUUUUAAAGCAGUAUUUGUAUAACGUCUAGGCAAAAUGAGUGGUACUCAACGUGUAUCAAAUUUGCUUCUAGCUGACCAAGCACUGGAUUUUUUUAAUUCAAAAUGUAUGCUCACAUUUCCACUGUUAUGCUUUAUAUUGAUAUAUAAUGUAUUUAUGUGUUCAUUUGCUUUGUCGAAUAUCUGAACCUCCGAACUUAUAACGCGUAUGAUUGUUUUAUUUUGACUGUCAUAUUACUGCUUAAAAGAAGCCAUUUUUGCCUCUGCCAAAUAGAAAUGGGCACAUAAGUACAGUGUUGGUUGUUAAUGGGAGCCUUUAGUAAGACCGUUAAGGUUCUGCGAAUUUGUUACUUUGGAUAUUAAGUUUGACUUAGUUGAAUGUAAGAGGGUAAUGUUUAUGGAUUUGAUUAUUUUCCCAUAAAUACUUUCAUAAUAAACUGAUUGUCCACA